CGCGCCUCGGGUGCUGAAAACCCUGCGCGCGGACGGCGGGCUCCGGGUGCGCGCUCGCUGUUGCCCGACUCGCCGCUCCCUACGCCCUGCGUCGCCAGGCCUCACCAGGCCUCGCCAUGGCCCCCGAGACGGUGCCUGCCCCACCCGCGGCCCAGCUUCGCGAGCCGCGCUACUUCACUUGGGAAGAGGUGGAGCAGCGCUCCGGACGCGAGGAGAAGUGGCUUGUGAUCGACCGGAAGGUGUACAACAUCAGCGACUUCAGCCGCCGCCACCCGGGGGGUUCCCGGGUCAUCAGCCACUACGCCGGGCAGGAUGCGACGGAUCCAUUUAUGGCAUUCCACAUCAACAAGGGCCUUGUGAAGAAGUAUAUGAACUCUCUCCUGAUUGGAGAGUUGGCUCCGGAGCAGCCCAGCUUUGAACCCACCAAGAAUAAAGAGCUGACUGAUGAAUUCCGGGAGCUGAGGACCACAGUGGAGCGGAUGGGGCUCAUGAAGGCCAACCGCCUCUUCUUCCUGCUCUACCUACUACACAUCCUGCUUCUGGAUGUCGCCGCCUGGCUCACACUUUGGGUCUUUGGGACAUCAUUGGCGCCCUUUGUCCUCUGUGCAGUGCUGCUCAGUACAGUUCAGGCCCAGGCAGGUUGGCUACAGCAUGACUUUGGACACCUGUCAGUCUUCAGCACCUCUACAUGGAACCACCUGCUACAUCAUUUCGUGAUUGGCCAUCUGAAGGGAGCCCCUGCCAGUUGGUGGAACCACUUGCACUUCCAGCACCAUGCCAAGCCCAACUGUUUCCGCAAAGACCCAGACAUCAAUAUGCAUCCCCUCUUCUUCGCCUUGGGGAAGGUCCUUUCUGUGGAGCUUGGGAAACAAAAGAAAAAGUACAUGCCAUAUAACCACCAGCACAAGUACUUCUUCCUGAUUGGACCCCCAGCCUUGCUGCCUCUCUACUUCCAGUGGUAUAUUUUCUAUUUUGUUGUCCAGCGGAAGAAAUGGGUGGACUUGGCCUGGAUGGUCACCUUCUACGCCCGCGUCUUUUUCACUUAUAUGCCGCUGCUGGGGCUCAAAGGCUUCCUGGGCCUUUUCUUCAUUGUCAGGUUUCUGGAGAGCAACUGGUUUGUGUGGGUGACACAGAUGAACCACAUCCCCAUGCACAUCGACCAUGACCGGAAUGUGGACUGGGUCUCCACCCAGCUUCAGGCAACAUGUAAUGUCCACCAGUCGACCUUCAAUGACUGGUUCAGUGGGCACCUCAACUUCCAGAUCGAGCAUCACCUGUUCCCCACGAUGCCCCGGCACAACUACCACAAAGUGGCGCCCCUGGUGCGGUCCCUGUGCACCAAGUACGGCAUAAAGUACCAGUCCAAGCCCCUGUUCUCAGCCUUUGCCGACAUUGUCCAUUCACUAAAGGAGUCGGGACAGCUCUGGUUGGACGCCUAUCUUCACCAGUAGCAGCAGCGGUUUCUCUCUGCAUCUGGAAGAGGAAGAGGAUGAUGGGAGCCAAAGCAGAGGGAGUUUGAGGGACAAUACCACUAAGAACCUGAUGUUCAGAGGGGGGUGGGUUAGGGGACAUGAAGGUUGGCGGUCAAACCUGCCUUCUUUGCCCUGCAGGCAUGAAGCCCGGGGGGAGGGCACUCAAGUUCCAGAGGAGGGAACUCUUGGGGCAGGGAUGUGAGUGUGUUCUGUUGUGUUCUUUGGCAGAGGCAACUGGUAGCACUAUUGAGCCAACACUAGAACUCUCCUCUUGUAAAGUAGGAGCACAUUUCACUGGGCUAUGUCUCGGUGACUCUCCACGCUCCUUGUUAACCUCAGUGGGCCAGAACAGUUUGAACCUUUUGAACAAGACAUGAGAAAGGAAGUAUUCAUGCAUAAAAUUCCAAGGCCUGGCACAGCUCCCUGCCUGGGAGCUCAGCUCACUGCCCAGGACUGGGUGUGACCGCGACUGCCUCUGCUGCUGGGAGAAGCCAUUUUCCAGUUUCAGAAGCAGGAGGGGCAGAGGCCAGGACUAUGGUUUUGGAGGCAUCUGGCACCACUAAUUCUGGUGUGUUGUUCUGUCCAGGUCCCAAGAGAACGUUAGCGCCUAGUUCUUGAUAAGAUGGAUGGCAAAGUUGCUGGCCAUUAAAAAUAUUUAAUUCACCUCUUUUAAUCACCCCUCAUGGAAUGUACAAGGAAGGAAACACGGUGACUCAGUCAUUCAUCCUCCCCAGAAACAAAUGGGGCUCCCAAUGCUUUCCUUUUUUCUUUCCAACCUAUAAUUCUGUUUAACAAAAUAGCAGUCAGCACACGACUAGUUUCAGCGAUAAAGAGUGUGAGGGCUUGAAGAAGUGGUGUUCCAGCACCAUUUAGUGUAGGUCCGAGUCAGAAAUAGGAAGGUCUGUGAACACUGCUGCUUGUUCAAGUAUCUCAGCCUGCUGGAGGCAGUUUAGGCUUUCUUAGAAAGCCUAUCAAUCUAACAAUGGAGUACUUUUAUCUUGUUUGUAAAUGGAAGAACAACUCAUCCUUCCAGAGAACACGCAUAGGAACAUGCCUUGCUGCUCCCAAACCCACAGCCUCACAGUCCAGGCACCAUUUCAUUUCACAGUGAAGGCAUUGUUUCAUUGCCUAUUCAACAGAAUGUACUCUAAGCAUCUGGACACUGGAAUUGGAGCACCUCGGGCUAGAAGGCAAACUGUAGCCCGUGUUGUUUGGGGCGGGAGACAGGUCAAGAUGAGAGUAUAAGGUAUAUAGGGGUAUGGUCAGAGAUGGGCAGGGCUACUUGUUUUCCAGGACAGCCCAGUGGGACAGGUUGCAGAAGAGCUCUCAUCUACUUUUCUUGGCUCCUCCCCUCUAGAAUAGGUGCUGAUCCCUCCCCCUGCCCAUUCCCUGCCACCUGAGGUAAGAGUGGGAUACUGCCAGCCUGCCAAGCUCACUGACUUUAAGCACAGGCUGCCAGUCUGAGCAAACACCAGUGAGCUCCACUGUGCCAAGAUCAGGUCUCCAGAGCACCUAAACCGCCGUGGCCUUCCUUCCUCAGCCUUGUGUGACUUCGGCAUAGCCACAAGGACAGUGAGUAACAAGACUCAGAGUGUCACAGUGGUAAAGCCAGGAAUCUCAAAUCCACUGACAUAAUAGGAUUAGAGGAAGUUUCUGCUUGUGUAGAUACUGGCAGAACACUUGAAUUUAACCUUGUUAAAAUUCCAGCCUCCAUGUUGUUUCACCUUUCUACUACCUGGCCAAAGGCAUUUCCUCUCAUUGAGCCUAAUGUCAGUAUCUCUGUGUGUGCGUGUGUCCUUACCACAUCUUCAUGAAGUUAAAAAAUAAAUUUGGAUCAAAAGAA
Nannospalax galili (Upper Galilee mountains blind mole rat) is the source of this 3315-nucleotide messenger RNA. It is a transcript of the gene Fads1, whose product is annotated as fatty acid desaturase 1. The transcript is spliced from 12 exons. Lineage: Eukaryota; Metazoa; Chordata; Mammalia; Rodentia; Spalacidae. Gene Ontology annotation, molecular function: oxidoreductase activity, acting on paired donors, with oxidation of a pair of donors resulting in the reduction of molecular oxygen to two molecules of water. The coding region runs from base 117 to 1451 and encodes 444 amino acids. Gene Ontology annotation, cellular component: membrane. The record is from RefSeq and is a predicted model, not a curated record. Gene Ontology annotation, biological process: lipid metabolic process.